AUGAAUUUAUCAUUGGCGAAAUUGUUGAAAGAGCUACAAGCGGCAGAAUCUAUUAUCAAACAGCAAACUCCAGUUGUGGCACUGAAUGUUGAGAAAGUUUCGGUUUCUAAGUCGAAAGGUGGUAAGAAAAAGAAGAAGGCUCAAAAAGUUUUGGCACCUGGAGAUGCGGGUGGUGUGAAAAAACUCAAAGAAAAGUGCUAUCAUUGCAAGCAACCUGGGCAUCACAAAAAGCAAUGCCCUGCCUAUCUGGCAAAGUUGAAUAAGCAAGGUUUGGGUUGUCCAGCACAUGUGUUGAAAGGGAAAGCGGAUAAAUUGGAAUCGAGAAUAGAAGUAUGCAUAUUCAUUGGAUAUCCAAAAGGAACUAAAGGAGGUUUGUUUUAUUGUCCCAAAGAAAAGAAGGAAGAAGUUAAUGAUAUCCCAGCACCACAAGGUAUGGAGGAUAACAUUGAAGCUUCAGUUCCGGAAAAUGAUGUUGUGAUUCAACAACAAAAUCCAACUGCACACGUAGUGACUAGUCGUAGUGGGAGAAUUAUUAAAAAACCUCUCCGGUUUGCGCUCUUGGGAGAAUCUUAUGAUAGAAUCCGUGAAGAACCUAAUACAGAACCUCUUAAUUAUGACGAAGCACUACAGGAUACAGACGCUGAUAAAUGGGUUGUUGCUAUGAAAUCUGAAAUAGAGUCCAUGUACUCCAAUCAAGUCUGGGAUCUUGUAGAACUACCUACUGGAGUCAAACCCAUUGGUUAUGAUAUUUUGCUCAAUGGAAAUAAUGUGAGCAUGUUGAAUUUAGUAAAGGAAUGGUUGUCCUCGCGUUUUGAUAUGAAAGACUUGGGACAAGCGGCACAUAUCCUUGGGAUCAAGCUUAUGCGAGAUCGCAAGCGAAGGAUAUUAGGCUUAUCCCAAGCACUUUAUAUUGAUACUAUUCUCACCAGGUUAAGCAUGCAAGAUUCCAAGAAAGGUUUUCUCCCUUUUAGGCAUGGAUUCUUUAUGUCAAAAAAUCAGUCCGCAAAAACGACUGAUGACACAGAAAAGAUGAAGGUGGUCCCUUAUGCUUCUGCUGUAGGGAGUCUCAUGUAUGCUAUGCUGUGUACUAGACUUGAUAUCUGCUUUGUUGUUGGCAUGUCAGAUAGUGAUUCUAGAAAAUCCACCUCGGGAUAUAUUUUUACCUUAGGAGGUGGAGCCAUAAGUUGGAGGAGUAUCAAGCAAUCAUGUGUUGCUGAUUCCACCAUGGAAGCCGAAUAUGUGGCUGCAUCUGAGGCAGCUAAAGAAGUUGUUUGGCUCGAGAACUUUCUAAAAUAG
This is a messenger RNA of Nicotiana tabacum (common tobacco), 1296 nucleotides long. Lineage: Eukaryota; Viridiplantae; Streptophyta; Magnoliopsida; Solanales; Solanaceae. The record is from RefSeq and is a predicted model, not a curated record.